Phaedon cochleariae (mustard beetle) is the source of this 2549-nucleotide messenger RNA. The record is from the annotation of a GenBank genome assembly. NCBI's taxonomy places the organism in Eukaryota, Metazoa, Arthropoda, Insecta, Coleoptera, Chrysomelidae.
AAGUGGUCAAUUCAUUGCAGCGGGAAUUCCAAUAUCCAUUGCGGCUAAGUAGAACUAGCCGAAGUCUGUCAAAUGUGUUGAAAUCGAAAGUGAGGCCGUUUGUGUACAAGAAGAAUGUGACAAACAGUAUAGUUUAUAGUUAGUGAACUAAUCGUGCAACAUAGCGAGAAUAAGUGUUUUUUCCGGGAAAACAAUGACAUAUUUGUUGAACAGGUGAAUGCUGACUCACCCAGUAUACGUAUGACCGCCUGAGCAUAGAAUCGUGCAAUGUCGCAGUCUUUUCUAUUGUGCUGCGUUACCUUGAUAUGGUGUGCCUCAAGGAUCGUUUCCAACCCGACUACUGCGAAAUACACCUAUAACUCUUCAGAUUUGUCUUAUUUAUCUAAUGGAAUACAGUUUCCCGUUGACCUGGAGAUGCAAGCUCUAGUCCAACAAACAGACUAUGAGGAAGUAUCACAAAACCAGUGGUUUUCAAGGCUUUAUGACCACUAUGGUUGGUGGAGGAAUUUGAGGAAGAUCGAGGAUUCACCGUGUAAAGAGGAUAUGGCGAUCUAUUUGGCAAAACUAGAUAAUGGUACAUCUUGGGCUCUGAAGAUGUUCGACGCAUCAGGAAGGUACUCUGGUCAAUUCUUCUUUGGAAACGAUUAUUGGCUGGGUUCUAAAACCCUCUGUGAAGAAUUAGCUAAUGUCGAGACAAACAGCGAGGUACCACCUUUCGAUGUCCAGUUUUAUGUCGCCAAAAUCAGGAUCAAUCUCAACAAGAUCGAUACUCCAGUGACUCGUCAACUCAACUUGGGCGAAUGCCUGCCCAAAUCUUGCGGGGUAGGUGGUACACGCACCCUAUUGGCCCAGGAAAACAACCAAGCGGCCUCCCUGAAUAUCGUGGGGGUUAGAAAAGUGCCGGGAGAUUAUUCUCUGCUCUCCGACUUGAAAGUUCACCUCGUAGGUGGAUACGGCUUAGUGGUGCUCUUCCUGAUCAUAGCAGCUUCGUUCGUGGAAUUUUUCAACGCUAGACGUUCAAAAACCGAGGAAAUUUAUUCAACUGCAGAAAGCAACAACAACUCGAAAUACAGUAGCACCAAAGACAGUCUCAACGGCAGCAGCGAAAUCAGCUUGGGCUGUGAAAAGAGCGAAAAGAAGAAGAAGAAGAAGAAGAACGGUAUCCCUCUGAGACUGCUGCUUUCCUUCUCAGCUAUAAGCAAUGGGAAAAAAAUCAUCUCCGUCGAGAAACCUUCUCUGGAGUCUAUACAUUGCAUCCACGGACUGAGAUUCUUCUCGAUAAGCUGGAUCAUAUUGGUUCACAGCUUUCUGGAAGUUUUCGCGGUCUCAGACAAUAAGAACUACCGAAUUUUGACAGAGAGGUCUUUCACCUACCAAACUAUAUCGAAUGCAACUUUCUCUGUCGAUACUUUCUUCUUCAUAAGCGGUCUUCUCGUCACCCUUACCUACUUCAGGACGGAGUAUCCCAAACACCAAGCCGCUAACAGCGAUCUCCAAGCCAGCUGCACCUGCUUCAGAACCAGUCUGGCCAAGUUCCUCUGGAUGAUCGUUUACAGGUUCUUCAGGCUCACUCCCCCCUAUCUUUUCGUGUUGGGGGUGAACGAGAUCGUGAUGAGAUAUUUGCACUCGAACUCGGUGUUUUCUCCGGCUAUUAUAGAUCACGUGAGCUGCGACAGCUACUGGUGGAGGAACGUGCUGUACAUCAACAAUUUCUUUCCCCAGCACGAGUUCUGUAUGCUGUGGUCCUGGUAUAUAGCUAAUGAUACGCAGUUUUACGUGAUAGCUAGCUUUUUGCUGGUGAUUGCUGUUAGGGGCCCCAAACACCUCAAAUUCGCCUCGAUCCUCCUAGCCAUUCUAUUAGCCACCUCUUGGAUAGUCACCUUCCUCAUAGCCUUGGAAUGGCAGUACACGGCGAGGGUAGAAGAGCCCUUCGCCCUUUUCGACCAGCUCUACGACAAACCCUGGCUGCGCAUAGGGCCCUAUCUGGUGGGCAUGAUGGCCGGCUACGGUCUUUUCAGGAUGAAGUCCCGUUUGGGGAUGCCCCGCCACUUGGUGGCGCUGGGGUGGUGCCUUGCGGUGGUGUGUUUGGGGUGUCUGGUGUACGGCCUGGGCAGGAAGGGGUUGGUCGUACCUGCGUCGGCGUUUUAUGCUGCUCUGGGCCAUUCCGCCUGGGGCCUAGCGCUGGCAUGGAUCACAGUGGCGUGCUGCACGGGCAACGGAGGCCCGAUAAACGGGUUGCUCAGCUUCAAGCUCUUCCUGCCGCUCAGCAGGCUCACCUAUUGCGCCUACUUGAUCCACCCGGUGCUGAUGUGCUUCACCAGCUUCUACAUGGACGGGCCCAUGCAUUUGCAUCGAAUUAUGGCGAUCGUCGUUUUUUGUGGAAAUUUGGUUCUAUCAUUUCUGAGUGCAUUUAUUAUCUCCUUAGCAUUCGAGGCUCCUGUAGUGAAUCUCUUGAAGAUAGUUUUUUCCUGAGCUAUGUAUAUUAUGUAUAUUGUUACCAAUAAAAUGUGUAGAUAUCCGAAUAUAGUCGAAAUAAAAUUGAAUAUUUU